Molecule: messenger RNA, 1584 nt
Organism: Aspergillus luchuensis
Lineage: Eukaryota; Fungi; Ascomycota; Eurotiomycetes; Eurotiales; Aspergillaceae
Exons: 4
Coding region: 1-1584 (527 amino acids)
Biological process (GO): transmembrane transport; carbohydrate transport
Cellular component (GO): membrane
Molecular function (GO): carbohydrate:proton symporter activity
Source: RefSeq, a predicted model, not a curated record
AUGGCGCCGACCUACGCUGGCCUGUCGGGCAGGAAACUGUCCCUGGCCGUCUCGACAAUUGCGACGAUGGGUUUCUUGCUGUUCGGUUAUGAUCAGGGUGUCAUGUCCGGUAUUAUCAGUGAUACCGCGUUCGAAGACCUCUUCACUGCCACCAAGAACAACUCUACCAUGCAGGCCUUGGUUACAUCCGUUUAUGAAUUAGGUUGUCUGGUGGGCGCUAUGUUCGCGCUCUUCUUCGGUGACAAGACUGGACGUAAAUGGAUGAUCUUCUCGGGUGCCAUUGUCAUGAUUAUCGGUGUCGUCAUUCAGGUCACCUCGUAUGCCGGUCACAUUCCUCUUCUGCAGUUCUUCAUUGGUCGUGUCAUCACCGGUAUCGGUAACGGCAUGAACACUUCCACUAUCCCGACCUACCAGGCCGAGUGCUCCAAGACUAGCAACCGUGGUCUGCUCAUUUGUAUCGAGGGUGGUAUCAUUGCCAUCGGUACUGCGAUUGCCUACUGGAUUGACUACGGUGCCCACUUCGGUAACAAGGACCUGGUGUGGCGUUUCCCCAUUGCUUUCCAGAUCUUCUUCGGUCUCAUCAUCAUCGUCGGCAUGUGGUUCCUUCCCGACUCCCCCCGUUACCUCAUCUCCAAGGACCGCGUCCAGGAGGGUGAGUACGUGCUUGCCGCCCUGGGUGGUUGGGAGAUCCACGACCACGAGACCCAGCUCCAGAAGCAGCUGGUCAUUGACUCCAUCAGAGCUUCGAACGCCGCUGGCAAGGACGUCGGAUAUCGUGACCUUCUCACUGGUGGCCGCUCCCAGCACUUCCGUCGUAUGAUCAUCGGUUCCUCCUCGCAGAUUUUCCAGCAGCUCGGUGGUUGCAACGCUGUCAUCUACUACCUGCCUGUGUUGCUCCAGGAUUCCCUUCACGAGACUGAGAACUUCUCCCUGGUCAUUGGUGGUGUCAACAUGAUUGUCUACGCCAUCUUUGCCACCUUCUCCUGGUUCUUCAUUGAGAAGAUCGGUCGUCGCAAGCUCUUCCUGGGUGGAUCCUUCCUUCAGUGCAUUGCCAUGGUUAUCACCUUUGCCUGUUUGAUCCCUGGUGACCAGGAGACUGCCAAGGGUGCUGUCUUCGGUCUGUUCCUCUACAUGGCCGCUUUCGGUGCCGCUUGGUUGCCUCUGCCCUGGUUGUACCCUGCUGAGCUGUCCCCCAUCAAGACUCGUGCCAAGGCCAACGCUGUCUCGACCUGCAGCAACUGGCUCUUCAACUUCCUGAUUGUCAUGAUCACCCCCGUCAUGGUCUCCCACAUUGGCUGGGGUACCUACCUGUUCUUCGCCGUCUUGAACGGUCUGUUCAUCCCGUUCAUCUGGUUCUUCUACCCUGAGACCGCCAACCGCUCUCUGGAGGAGAUCGAUAUCAUCUUCGCCAAGGGUUACACCGAGAACAUCAGCUACGUGCGCGCUGCCCACGAGCUGCCCAAGCUCACCGACGACGAAGUCGAGCAGAAGGCCAUCGAGUACGGCUUCGGAGGUGCCAGCGACGAGGAGAAGGUUACCACCGCCGAGGUCUCGGGCUCCAACUCCGCCCGCGAGUCGGAGUAA